GCAUUGAGGCGCUUCAUCUCUCAUCAUCAUACAAGCGCUUCAAGAGGCGGAUGGUGCGCAGGCGGCUGAGCGCGGAGCAGCCUUUAGCUAGUAGCCCCGUGGCCUCCAGGGGGCGCCGUUCGCCCUACCGGGAGUUUGACACGGUCUGUCAGAGACUGUCUCUGGAUUCACCGUCAGGGGGCGCAGCGAGAACAAAACUGACACAAGAGCAGAGCACAGAGACAAGUCUUCAAGGUUUGAAUGAAUUCAUGAAUGAAGGGAAUAUUUUAAUAUCCCAAAGGGACAUUUUCUUAUAAUAUAAAUAAUAAAUAAUAUACUACAGGUUUAACAGUUAACUCUACUAGAUCUACUUCUAUAUUUGAAACAUCCACACAUUCACACGAUGUUGGUUAGGUGAAAAAGGGGCCUCAUCUCAUUGCCUGUUUACUGUAAACACCAAUGACUGUAAAGGUACACAGACAUACACUGGACAAAAAUAUAAAUGCAACAUGUAAAGUGUUGGUCCCAUGUUUCAUGAGCUGAAAUAAAAAAAAUCCCAGAAAUUUUCCAUACGCACAAAAAAUAUUAUUUCUCUCAAAUGUUGUGCACAAAUUUGUUUACAUCCCUGUUAGUGAGCAUUUCUCCUUUGCCAAGAUACUCCAUCCACUUGACAGGUGUGGCAUAUCAAGAAGCUGAUUAAACAGCAUGAUGAUUACACAGGUGCACCUUGUGCUGGGGACAAUAAAAAGAGUAUUUCUGUCUGUAAAGCCCUUUUGUGGGGAAACACUCAUUCUGAUUGGCUGGUCCUGGCUUCCCAGUGGGUGGGCCCCUGUCCAAUCAUGUGAAAUCCAUAGAUUAGAGCCUAAUUUAUUUAUUUCAAUUGACUGAUUUCCUUAUAUGAACUGUAACUCAGUAAAAUCGUUGAAAUUGUUGCAUGUUGCAACAGUAUACAUGAUGCAAGCUGAUGGUGUAACCUUUCUCUGUCAGACACAGUGGUGGAGGCCGGAGUGUCACACAGUAAUGUCUUCAGACCGAUCACAGCAUCAACCACUUACAGGAGGAAUGUGCCUAAACAGGUCUAUCCACACACACACACACACACACACACACACACACACACACACACACACACACACACACACACACACACACACACACACACACACACACACACACAUUUUGUUCUUCUAUCGUUGUGGAGAUCUACGUUUGAUUUCCAUUCUAAAUCUUAUUUUCCCUAACCCCUAACCUUAACCCUAACCCCUAACCUUAACCCUAACCCCUAACCUUAACCCUAACCCCUAACCUUAACCCUAACCCCUAACCUUAACCCUAACCCCUAACCUUAACCCUAACACCUAACCUUAACCCUAACCCCUAACCUUAACCCUAACCCCUAACCUUAACCCUAACCCCUAACCUUAACCCUAACACCUAACCUUAACCCUAACCCCUAACCUUAACCCUAACCCCUAACCUUAACCCUAACCCCUAACCUUAACCCUAACCCUUAACCUUAACCCUAACCCUAACCUUAACCCUAACCCCUAACCCCUAACCUUAACCCUAACCCCUAACCUUAACAUUAACCCGGGACCCAACCCCUAAACCUAACCACUAAUCCCUAACCCCUAACCCUAACAUUAACCCGGGACCCAACCCCUAAACCUAACCACUAAUCCCUAACCCCUAACCUUAACAUUAACCCGGGACCCAACCCCUAAACCUAACCACUAAUCCCUAACCCCUAACCUUAACAUUAACCCGGGACCCAACCCCUAAACCUAACCACUAAUCCCUAACCCCUAACCCUAACAUUAACCCGGAACCCAACCCCUAAACCUAACCACUAAUCCCCCCCACCCUUUGGAUGUACUGUAAAUAACAAGAUGUGUUUGUGUUGUUGGACGUGUUGUUGUUUUUGUUGUCAUAGGACUGGUUGUGGUCUGCUUCUGGAGAACAUGUUGUUUGUUGUUGUUGUUGAUGUUGUUGUUGCUGUUGUAGGACUGGGUGUGGUCUGCUUCCAGAGAACAGGAGAGAUGCUCAGAGAAGGCAGGUACAGUAUGACUUAUAUUUACUACUACUGUAUCAACAGUACACAUGAGGCUGGUGAGGGGAGGACAGCUCAUAAUAAUGGCUGGAAUGGAGUGAAUGAAAUGGCAUCAAACACAUGGAGACCAUGUGUUUGAUGAGUUCGAUACCAUUCCAUUAAUUCCGUUCCAGCCAUUACUAUGAGCCCGUCCUCCCAAUUAAGGUGCCACUGGCCUCCUGUGCUACAGUAUGAUUUCACGGUGUGUUUUAUACCUGACUGUGUGUGUCUCUGUGUGGGAUUCUGCCCUGCAGCCAUUCUCUGUCCUGUAUAGGGCUCCCUCUACUCCAGACCUGUCUCCAGACCAGUCGAAACCACAGCUGACUCUGGCGCUGCCAUCACUGCAGGACGACUACUGUGAGUGCAUGGCACACACACACACACACACACGUAAACACAUGCACACGCACACACACACACACCGACACACACGCACGCACACACACAGAAAGAGAGAAAGAAAAAGAGAGGGAGUGAUAGAUAGAGAGAGACAGAGAGAGUGAUAGAGAGAGAGUGAUAGAGAGAGAGAGAGAGAGAGAGAGAGAGAGAGAGAGAGAGAGAGAGUGAAUAGAGAGAGGGGAUAGAGAGAGACAGAGAGAGAAGAGAGAGAGAGAGAGGAGAGGGAGAGAGAGAGAUGCGAGAGAGGAGAGAGAGGUGGAGAGAGAGAGGAGGAGAGCGUGCGAGAAGAGAGAGCGAUGAGAGAAGAGAGAGGAGAGAGAGAAAUGAGAGAGAGAGGGAUUCAAAAAUGCGACAUAAGGAACAUAUACAACCAAAGAAGUAGAACCUUAAAAUUGCUUAUUCCAUUGUGUUAUAUCUACCAGCUUAUCGUAUUAUAGCUACCACGCCUUAAGACAAUUGUGUUAUAGUACCCAGCCUUCAUCAUUGUGUUUAUAGCUACCAAGCUUACCCUGUGCCUAUAGCUACCAAGCUUCUCAAUUGUGUUCUAGCUACCACGCUUAUCCAUUGUGUUCUAGCUACAUGCUAUCCAUUGUUAUCGCGACCAAGCUAUCCAUUGGCUAUAGCUACCAGCUUAUCAUUGUGUUAUAGCUACCAAGCUUAUCCAUUGUGUUAUAGCUACCAAGCUUAUCCAUUGUGUUGCUAUAGCUACCAAGCUUAUCCAUUGUGCUAUAGCUACCAAGCUUAUCCAUUGUGCUAUAGCUACCAAAGCGGUCAAGUGAUUAAGCAUAAAACAUGGAUGGUUAGGUGUAGGCAUUCAUUACCACUGGUUAAGGUAAGGGUUAAGGUUUGGGAUAAGGUUAAAACAGAAAACAAAUAAACAUGAGUGCCUAGCCUUUGGGAUUGAACCUGCGAUCCUCGGAGCUGAAGUGCGCAGUUUAAUGGUAACAUGUGUUCAUGUUGCCCGUAGUGACGGUAUUGAAGGCAUCUCCCGACGUCCUGGGGACCUGGGGGAACAAAACCGUUGAAAUACUGUAGUUUUUAUUCUUGGUGUGGGAUCUUUGCUGUUAUAGCAGUGGAAAGAAUGGACGUUUGUCUGUUGGAUAGGGUUACGUCUGAAAUCUUUACCCAGAUCUUUGUUGGAUGAUGAAUUUCCGGGAGUGUGUGUGUGUGUUUUGGUAUCAGUUUGGUAAUGCUUGUGUUUGUUUACCUUCUAGUUAAUGGAAAGUAUAGAGUGACGCAACCGCUAUUUAACGGAUUCUCCAGGAAGUGAAAUAUAAAAUCCAAGAUCAGGCGAUAUAUUAACUUCACUGGAAAGUCAUAUGCAGUUUUCAGUGUUUGUCGUCACAAUCAGAUUGUAUGUAGGUCGAACUCAAACCUCACAUAUGUACACAAUUUGACUUGAACUUGUUGUGAUAAUACACUAAACAAACCGAGCUGUCUAUUUAAUAAAAUACUGUAACUACAAAUACUAUGUUUAAAUAGAUUUAAAAAUGAACAAACCUACUAUCUCCUCUGCUCUCUCCUCAGAUAGCCACCUGUUGGACUGGAGUAACAGUGGUAUGGUGGCCCUGGCCCUGGGGUCGGAUGUGUUCCUGUGGAAGGCAGACACACACACUCUGCAGGGCUGUAUCCAUCCCAGAGCAGCAGACUCACCGUCUCUCCCGCUGAGCCUGUCUCACUCUGUCUCGUCUGUGUCCUGGAGCAGAGAUGGAUGUACACUGAGCAUCGGGACCAAGGAGGGGGGCGUACAGGUAGAGACAAACGUGCUCGACCCUUAGCGGAACGAAAUUCGUAACAUAUUGCACAAAUUUGAAAUCCUGCAAAUAAUUAAAUUGAUAGAACCUACAAUCUAUCUGUAAUAUUAAAGCUGAUAUUCCACCCCCCACCCCAAAAUUAAAAUUAAAUAAAAAAGACAUAUUGCACAAAUUUGAUUCGUAACAUAUCACACGAAAUGGAUGACGUAGUAAACAAUUGGAUGACGUAGUACACAAAAAACGGGGACCACUUUCUAAGCUUGCGAGCACCAAAGUUCUAGAGUGCAUCUUUAAUCAACCAGCUCUCACAGUCUCACGUCAAAAGUAGACGUUCAUCCAUGUUUCUCAAACAUCACAUUUCAAAGUUGUUGCAAAUGUCAAAUUUUGAAGUGUUUAAUGUUAAGUUUAGGCAUUUAGUCAGACUUUUUUAAGAUUAGGCAUUAACUCUGAAAUAUUAAGGUUAGGCAUUAACUCCGAAUGGUUAAGGUUAGGGUUAAGAUUUGGGAUUGGCUUAAAACAGAAAUCUCAGAAACUACUUUUUAUCACUGGAUUCAAACUUGCAACCUUUGGAAUCAGAGGCAAAUGCUUACGCCCAUCCACCAUCCACAACUGAAACCUAGGUGAAGGUAACAGCGCUCACUGUUGCCCCUAGUGGCCGGUUUCCACGUCAUCUCCCGACGUCCUCAGACAUGGAUGGAUGUCAAAUACUGACUUGUAUCACGGGUGACCUGGCUGCUUUAAUAUAAUGCAUGUUAUAUUUGUGUUGUUUCCUUUGUGUUUGUUGGAUUGUUUAUUGGCAGGUCUUCAUGUUGAAGGUAGACACAACAAUAUCACAUCAUCAAACACAGUGGAGUGAUUUAGGAGUAGUCGAGUUGCGUGAGUGAGUGAUUUUCCUGCUUCUGUCUUACCAGUUUGAGGGGUAGGGGUAGCGGAGGGAACAGGCAAAAAAAAGGUGCGUGGUAUAUAGUCUAACAUAGUGAGUUGGUAGUGACACGUAGACAAGAGAAAGAGAGGAUAGAGAGAGAGAUAGAGAGAGAGAGAGAGAGUCAGAUCGAGAAGAGUAUACAGAAGUAGAGCGAUAGGCGAGCGCGAGAGCCGAGAGAGAGAGAGAGAGAGAUGAGAGCGCUAGAGAGAGAAAAAAGAGAGAGAACUGAAAAAAGAAAGAAAAAAAGAGAACAAAACGAGAGAAAGAGAAAACAGCUAAGAGCGAGAGAGAGAGAGAUCGAGAGGAGAUAUGCGCGAGAGAUCGAGGAGAGAGAGAGAGAGAGAGAGAGAGAAAAAGCAGGUGAAACGAAAACGCCAAAAACAAUAACAAAAGAAUAGAAAAUACUGCGAACCAGAGAAAGAAAAGAAAGGAAGAGGAGACAAAGAGAAAGAGAGAAGAGAACAGAGAGAGAAAGAGAGAGAGAUAAGCAAAAGAGAGAAAGAGAAAGAGAAAGAGAAAGAAGCGACCGCAAGAGAAAAGCGAGCAUACAAGAGAAACAUCGCCAGAAAUAUAUCCGAGCUCCAGUACCUCAAUUCUGCUAACUGCUCCCUUCUCCCUCUCCCCUCCCUCCCUCUCCCUCUCCCUCUCCCUCUCACCUCUCACGCCCCUCUCCCGCUUCCUCUCCCACCAGUUGUGGGAUGUGGAGAAGAGGACCAGACUGAGAACUAUAACGUCACACCUCUCUGGAGUGGGGGCGCUUAGCUGGAACCAACACGUACUCAGCAGGUGGGUUGUGUGGUGUGGUGUGUGUGUGCCUAGGUGCAUGUGCGUGUGUCUGCGUGCGUGCAAACAUGUGUGUGUGUACAGUAUGUUUGUGUGUGUGUUUUUGUGUGUACUGUUAAGGAUCUUGAUGAGUUGAGAAACACAACUAUCCAUCCCUUUGUUCUUGUCCCUGACAGCGGUUCUGUUCUCGGGCUAAUCCAUCACCAUGAUUACCGACUUGAAACCCCGACAGUGGGUGUGUUCCACCAACAAGGGGGCGUGUGUGGGCUGGAGUGGGCGCCGCAAGGAGAUUGGCUGGCCAGUGGCUCAACAGACGGCCUCCUCAACAUCUGGACCAAUGACCUGGGGUCUAAGACGAAGACACACCCACCUGCCAAGACAAUGACACAACCCAGUGCGGUCAAGGUGUGUGGCCUCAGAGUGUGUGUGUGUAAUCUCUUGUGGACAGACUAUGUAAACAUAAACGGUAGCGUAGAUCUGUCAUGAUACAACAGGAUGCAUGAGAUAAUGAGCAACAUUAGUUCUGUGGCUUUUGGACAAAUCACAAUUUCUAGAGUGUUCAGAAGGGGAGGGGACAAAUCACAAUUUCUAAGGUGUUCAGAAGGGGAGGGGAAAUUUGUCCCAGAGAGAGAGGGUGGAGCUCUUCAUCUCUUCUCUUAACACGCUAUAGAUCUAAUUAGAACUUAAUCAAGCAUUUGACCAAUUUACACGAGACGUUAGUUCUGGGUUAAACGAGAUUAGGGUUAUCAUAAUGUGUGUGUGUGUGUGUGUGUGUGUGUGUGUCUCUUUGUGUGUGUGUGUCUCUGUGUGUGAGUGUGUGUGUGUGUGUCUCUUUGUGUGUGUGUGUUUCUUAUAUAUGUGUGUGGUGUGUGGUGUGUGUGUGUGUGUGUGUGUGUGUGUGUGUGUGGGUGUGUUUGUGUGUGUCGUGUUUCUCUAUGUUGUUGUGUGUGUGUGGGUGUGUGUGUGUUGUGUUGUGUGUGUGUGUGUGUUGUGUGUUGGUUUGUGUUGUGUGUGUGUGUGGUGUGUGUGUGGUGUGUGUGUUUGUGUUGUGUUGUGUGUGUGUGUGUGUGUGUGUGUGUGUUUGUGGUGUGUGUGUGUGUGUGUGUGUGUGUUGUGUGUGUGUGUGUGUGUGGUGUGUAGGCUAUGUCAUGGUUGUCCUUGGCAGAAGGAGCUGAUCGCCACGGGAGGGGGGCAGAGCGACGGAGUUCUGAGGAUCUGGAAUAACCAAUCAGGGACCUGCGUUGACUCCGCCCAGACCAACUCACAGGUGGGUGUUACACAACGCACUCGUUUCAUAUAUUUAAUCUAUCUCAACAGACCACACACACACACAGCAGAGUGGUUGUGUUUUAGCAUUGUGCAGGAACCAAAUCAUAUCAAAUGUAUUGGUCACAUACACGUGUUUAGCAGAUGUUAUUGCGGGUGUAGCGAAAUGCUUGUGCUUCUAGCACCGACAGUGCAGUAAUAUCUAACAAGUAAUAUCUAACAAUUUCACAACAAAUACCCAAUACACACAAAUCUAUGUAAGGAAUUGAAUUAAGAACAUAUGCAUACAGUUGAAGUCAGAAGUUUACAUACCCCUUAGCCAAAUACAUUUAAACUCAAUGUUUCACAAUUCCUGACAUUUAAUCCUAGUAAAAAUUCCCUGUUUUACGUCAGUUAGGAUCACCACUUUAUUUUAAGAAUGUGAAAUGUCAGAAUAAUAGUAGAGACAAUUAUUUAUUUCAGCUUUAAUUUCUUUCAUCACAUUCCCAGUGGGUCAGAAGUUUACAUACACUCAAUUAGUAUUUGGUAGCAUUGCCUUUCAAUUGUUUAACUUGGGUCAAACGUUUCAGGUAGCCUUCCACAAGCUUCCCACAAUAAGUUGGGUGAAUUUUGGCCCAUUCCUCUUGACAGAGCUGGUGUAACUGAAUCAGGUUUGUAGGCCUCCUUGCUCGCACACGCUUUUUCAGUUCUGCCCACACAUUUUCUUUAGGAUUGAGGUCAGGGCUUUGUGAUGGCCACUCCAAUACCUUGACUUUGUUGUCCUUAAGCCAUUUUGCCACAACUUUGGAAGUAUGCUUGGGGUCAUUGUCCAUUUGGAAGACCAAUUUGCAACCAAGCUUUAACUUCCUGACUGAUGUCUAGAGAUGUUGCUUCAAUAUAUCCACAUAAUUUUCCUUCCUCAUGAUGCCAUCUAUUUUGUGAAGUGCACCAGUCCCUCCUGCAGCAAAGCACCCCCGCUGCAUGAUGCUGCCACCCCCGUGCUUCACGGUUGGGAUAGUGUUCUUCGGCUUGCAAGCGUUCCCCUUUUUCCUCCAAACAUAACGAUGGUCAUUAUGGCCAAACAGUUCUAUUUUUCUUUCAUCAGACCAGAGGACAUUUCUCCAAAAAGUACGAUCUUUGUCCCCAUGUGCAGUUGCAAACCGUAGUCUGGCUUUUUUAUGGCGGUUUUGGAGCAGUGGCUUCAUCCUUGCUGAGCGGCCUUUCAGGUUAUGCGAUAUAGGACUUGUUUUACUGUGGAUAUAGAUACUUUUGUACCUGUUUCCUCCAGCAUCUUCUCAAGGACCUUUGCUGUUGUUCUGACAUUUCACAUUCUUAAAAUGAAGUGGUAUCAGGAAUUGUGGAAAACUGAGUUUAAAUGUAUUGGGCUAAGGUGUUUGUAAACUUCAUACUUCAACUUUAUGUAAAUGUGAUUUCAGUUUUUUAUUUUAAAUACAUUUGCGAAAAUGUCUAUAAAUCUGUUUUUGCUUUGUCAUUAUGGGGUAUUGUGUGUGUAGAUUGAUGAGGGGGGAAAAAAACAAUUUAAUCCAUUUUAGAAUAAGGCUGUAAUGUAACAACAUGUGGAAAAAGUGGAGGGGUCUGAAUACUUUCCCAAUGCACUGCAUGGUAUUAGUAAUUGUGAUAUGUAUUUUGAUGUCAGGUAGUAGCAUUCAAAUGCUUGUAAAAUGGCUUGCGCUAUAGUAGGCUUUAUUUGUUGAGUCGACAACCAAUUGUAAUUUGCUAGGUUACUUGUUAUCAAAAUGUAUAGUCAUGAGUUCUGUUCUGUUCUUUAAGGCGAUGUGGUUCGCGUGGUCUCUGGUCGAGAGGGAAGUUGUUCAUGGCGCCUGGUCUGCUGCGCGACCACAGAUACGCUGGAGCCCUCGCAGUCAUGGAAAGGCCUACAGUACAAGGUGAGACAAAACACUCAUAUAAAGUAUGACGAGACUAAAUCCAAGACGACAGACGAUACAACGAUGAUACAUUUAAACGAGAGAGAUCGAUGACUGGUCAAACGCAAUCGACGAGACAGACGACGAUAGUGACGAUCAGAGGAAUAAGACGACGAACGACAGAGAGUACGAUGGAUCGACACCUAGAGUAGCAUCAAAGCUGAAAGAGCGAGCCUAAGUAGGCUAUUGUGAGCGGACAACACGAGAUAGCAAGGAGGAUCAAAGAGAUGAGUGAAAGUGUCUACACGUAGACAUAGAGGUCGGGGUAGGCCAGAGGAGACGGAAGGCCGUACGAGCCAUUCGUCUACACCACAGAACUGAGGAGCCUACAUCGAAGAGAGACAGGCGAUCACUACAGGAGUGAGACACGACGAUACACGUAAUGACGACAGAGACGACUAACAGACACACGACGACGAGACGACAGACGACGGAGAGACGACGAGACGACGACGACGAGACGAGACGACGAGAGAGCGACGAGACACGAGAGACGACGAGAGACGACGAGAGACGAAGACGACGACGAGACGACGAGAACGACGACGAGACGAGACGAGACGAACACGACGAAACGACGACGAGACGACGACGAGACAGACAGAGACGACGAGACGAACAGCGACACGACGACGACGACGAGAAGAGACUAGAGACCACGAGAGACAGACGGAACGACGAACGACGAGAGACGACGACACGAGACAAGACGGAGACGACGACGAAGAGAGACGACGACGACGAGACGAAGACGACGGAAACGACGAGACGAAGACGACGACCACGAGACGACGGAGACAGACGACGACGAAGAGACGACGAGAGACGACCAGAGACGACGACGAGACGAGACGAACGAGACGACGAGACACGCAACAGACGAACGACGACGACGAGACACGAGGACGACGAGACGAGACGACGACGAGACGACAGAACGGAGCGGACGAGACGACACGGACAGAGACGAACAGGAGACGACGACGAGACGAGGAAGGACGACGAGACGACGACGAGCGACGAGAACUACGAGACGACGAAGAAAGAGACGACACGAACGAAACACUGACGCACGAACGACGACGACGACGAUAACACGACACACUACGAGACUACGACGCGACUAGACUACAAUACACAUACGACUAUACUACUACUAUACUAUACGUACUACGACUACUACUACUACUAAUACAACUACUACUAACGAGACUACUAACUCAACUACGUACUGUACUACUACUACUACUAUACACAUACCACAGAAACGACGAAACAGACGACACUAUACUAUACAACACAUACUACUACUACUAUACAAGACCUAGAUACUACCACUAAUACGACGAUAACAAUACUACUACUACGACUAAGUAACUGAAUGCUAUAUACACACUACGAUACACUAACUACGACUGACACACUACUAUGUAGACGAAGCACAGAUACGAAAGACAUACACACUACAUAUACACGACAACUACUACAUGCCGACUAUGAUUACAUGUCUACUAGACGACGAUCAAUAAUAUAAUACGAACUAACUGCUACACUACUACAUACUGUUAGAACUACUAGUGACACUACUAGACACUACUACUAUUCUACUACAUACUAUACACUACGACACUAUAUCUAAGUUAUUAUCACUAUACUACAUACUACUAACUACUACUAUACACACUACGACUAUACCAGCUACAAUACGCUAUUACUACUACAAAACUAUACACUGGACCAGGCCUACCAGACUGGGAGUAUAUCAUACUACUACUGCUACUACUACUAGACUAUAACAACUACAACUCAUACUACAUACUACCUAAACAGACUAACGACUACACGUUACGACGACUACGAGACACAACUACUAACACGACACACCACUACGACUACUACUCAGCUGACAGAACUGACGACACGACGAAACAGAGGGGUCCCUGUAGUCAAUGGUAGAGCAUGCGGCUGUAACGAGCGAGGUAGGGGUGAUCCCCAGGGACCACCCGUAUGCCACAUGAUAAGUCGCUUGGUGUGUAAAAUGUCUGCUAAAGGCAUAUUAUUAUUACUAUACUAUACUACUACAUAUAAUUACUACUAUACUAUACUACUACUCUACUACGGACCAGCUACCUGUGAAUUACUUACUACUACACUACUAAAUACUAACUAACAACUACUUACUCAACUACUACUACUCUACUACUUACUGCUAUACACUACUAACUACUAAUAUACUACUACACUCACUACUAGACCUAACAACUACACAUACAACACAUACACUACUGUACUACACUAUGACAAAUAACUACUAACUACUACUAUACUUACGUAGUACCUACACUACGGCUACAUAUACUUCUACUACUACUGCCUACUACUCUACUACUUACUACUGCUAUUGCUACUGCUACUACGCUACUACUACAUACUACUACUACUACUACUGCUAUUGCUACUGCUACUACUGCUAUUACUACUACUACUACUACUACUACUGCUAUUGCUACUGCUACUACUGCUACUACUACUACUACUACUACUACUACUACUACUACUACUACUACUACUAUUACUACUACUACUACUACCACUCCUCCUCACUGGACCUACCAGCUACAUGGUGAGAGACUCACAGUAAUGCUCCUGUAAGUGGCUCUGGAUAAGAGCGUCUGCUAAAUGACUAAAAUGUAAAUGUAAAUGUAAUACAAUGGGUUUCUGUGCACAGAGUGUUAAUGCACACUGUAUAUUUAAGAGCUAAACCAAACUUUGCUGCACUCCCACAGAUGAGAGGGGAGCCUGAUAAGACCAGAUACAUGUUUUGUCAUUGUUAUAAUGCUGUUAUUGUGAUGGUUUUUCAGGUCACAUGGGUCGUGUUUUGCACCUGGCCGUCAGUCCCAGUGGAACCAAGCUCCUCUCAGCUGGAGCAAACUGUCUGGGCCAUGUCUGGAACACC
This is a messenger RNA of Coregonus sp. 'balchen', 12076 nucleotides long. The record is from the annotation of a GenBank genome assembly. Lineage: Eukaryota; Metazoa; Chordata; Actinopteri; Salmoniformes; Salmonidae.